Messenger RNA from Vigna angularis (adzuki bean), 921 nucleotides. RefSeq lists its product as uncharacterized. NCBI's taxonomy places the organism in Eukaryota, Viridiplantae, Streptophyta, Magnoliopsida, Fabales, Fabaceae. Bases 135 to 719 code for a protein of 194 amino acids. The record is from RefSeq and is a predicted model, not a curated record. The transcript has a single exon.
UUCUGGCAUCUUAUUAGAGAUCCCACCCUCCUCUGUCUCUUACCCUUAUAUCUUCCUCCCUCUCAUUCAGUUCUUCUCUCACAACGCAAAAUCUUCAAUCCAAUAGUGCACCCACGCACACACAGCAAAACAACAUGAACGUGCUCGAUUCUAACGUCGAAGCUUUAGCCUUCAACUACUUGAGCUUCGGUUUGCUCACUGCGCUCCACAGUUUAUGGACCUGGCUCGCUCUUCUCACCGCCGCACUCAGCUUCUGGAAGAUCCGAUCCGCGGGCUGCCCCAGGCCCACGCCCAUACCCAUACCCGAGACCCAACCCUCCGCCGGGCCCGACCGGCAGACCUCCAACCAGGAGAAGACAGAGCCAACGCGAGAAGCGGUUAAUGCUAAAGGCGGCGCGGAGGAGGACGUUGACGGCGUGAGGAAGGGGAAGUUCACAGCGUAUUACGAGGAGCACGUGAAAUGCACGUGCGAGAGCGAGAGCGAGAACGAGGGGUUCGCGACGGCGUGUGAAGAGAGCGACGGCUCCGGAACGGAGUGGUGGGAGAGGUGGGAGAGGCUGUUACGGCUGAGAAACGGGGAGAGUGAAAACGGGUGGUACACGUGGCAGGACGUGACGGAGCUUAACGGCAACGUUGUUAGAUUAUGGGACGGUGGGUUAACUGGUUCUUUCGCCAGGGAAUCGUGGUACAGCAACUCCAACCGUAUCCAUGUCUGGUAACAGAUUUCACAAAAUAGUAAUCAUUGUAAGAUUUAGGAUAUGGCGUGAACUGUUCUGUUGGAUUCACCUCUUCCCCAAAGGUGGAAAAUAUUACUGAGAUUUGAGAAUGUAUCUAUGUAUAUAUGGUAACUUUGUAUGGAAAAUUUUGUUGAUGAAAUGAUAAAAUUAGUGCAAUAAAAAAUCACCCGUUGUUGUCGUUCAA